Magnolia sinica is the source of this 2085-nucleotide messenger RNA. RefSeq names its product magnesium transporter MRS2-I-like. The record is from RefSeq and is a predicted model, not a curated record. NCBI's taxonomy places the organism in Eukaryota, Viridiplantae, Streptophyta, Magnoliopsida, Magnoliales, Magnoliaceae. Gene Ontology annotation, molecular function: magnesium ion transmembrane transporter activity. Gene Ontology annotation, biological process: magnesium ion transport. Bases 151 to 1323 code for a protein of 390 amino acids. The transcript has 11 exons.
UUUUUUUUUUUUUCUCUCCAUGCAGGGAUUCCUCUUGCUCUGACAUUGGCAUUAUAAGCUACCCGGACGUUCCAGAAAACCCAAAUUCCAAACUCCUAUUCCUUCCGUUCGUUUCCUUUCUCAUCGUGGGUGUGAAAUCCAACGGUCCAAAUGGCUCGAGACGGAUACGACGUCCCAGCCGACCCUCAGGCCUCUCUAAAGAAUAAAACGGCCGUGUCGAGGAGCUGGAUACUGCUACAUUGCACCGGUGAGGACACGAUCCUGGACAUCGACAAGUACGCUAUCAUGAGCCGGAUUCAGAUUCACGCUCGCGAUCUUCGGAUCCUCGACCCGCUUCUAUCCUAUCCGUCGACGAUUUUGGGCCGAGAGCAGGCCAUUGUUCUAAAUCUCGAGCAUAUCAAGGCCAUAAUCACUGCAGAAGAGGUGUUGCUUCAAGAUCCCAUGGAUGAUAAUGUUAUUCCCAUUGUCAAGGAGCUUCGUAGGCGUUUGACACCUGCAAAUAUCAUUCACCAGGCAGAGGGAGAUGGGAAGGAACACCCAAGCCUGCAAAAUGAUGCUGAAGCUGGCGAAGAAGAUGAAUCUCCAUUUGAAUUCCGGGCCCUGGAGGUAGCCUUACAAGCCAUUUGCAGUUUUCUUGAUGCAAGUACCACGGAACUGGAGACUGCUGCUUACCCAGCUUUAGAUGAUCUGACCUCCAAGAUUAGCAGUCACAACUUGGAUCGAGUGCGCAAGUUGAAGACUGCAAUGACAAGGUUGACUACUCGAGUUGAAAAUGUAAGGGAUGAGCUUGAACAACUUCUGGAUGAUGAUGAUGAUAUGGCAGACCUUUACUUGUCAAGAAAAUUGGCUGGCCCAUCAUCAACUGUUAGUGGCUCUGAUGUACCUGAUAAAUUCUCUGGCUCUCCAACCAUAGGCUCAAAGAUAGCUAGAGGAAGCAGGCCAAGUGUAGCAACGAUUCACGGGAAUAACGUCGAGAAACUUGAGAUGUUACUAGAGGCAUACUUCAUGCAAAUCGAUGGCACGCUGAACAAACUGACCACGCUACGUGAAUAUAUUGACGACACAGAGGAUUACAUUAAUAUUCAGAUUGACAAUCAUCGAAAUCAACUGAUUCAGCUAGAUGUCUUCCUUGUCACUGUUACUCUUAGUGUCAUUAUUUGUUCAUUGGUUGCCGGGAUCUUCGGCGUGAGUAUGCCAUAUACAUGGAAUCACAACCAUGGAUAUGUAUUUAAAUGGGUGCUCGUCAUCACAGGAGCAGUUGCUGCCACUGUUUUCAUCCUCGUCCUAUCUUAUGCGCGUCACAAAGGUCUAAUUGGGUCUUGAUGUCUUAAUACACUAGCAUUCCUCCCUCCAGGAAUUGAUUCUGCUUCCCAACUGCUACAUCGAGGAUAAGAUGUGGACGCUGAAAUACUACAUCAAGGUUAGAGAAAGCCCAGUUAGCCUAGGGCUGUCAGUGAGCUCGUCGCCGCCCCAAGCCAGUUCAAAAUCUGGGCUUAAACCAACCCAGACUAGACCGUUGACAGACCUAGCCUCACUGAAAAAUCAGACACCUUCAAAUUAUCUUCUUAGCCUAGUCUCUGUUUUUUUGAAAUGGUUUCUUGCUUUUUCCAGAUUAAAAAAUAAAAAAUAAAAAAUAAAAAUCAGAUUGGUGAUCAUCAGAUACAGCAGCCAUUACUAAAAAGGAUUGCAUGUACAUGUAGUGAUCAUAUGGUCGUUGGAGGGAUUGAUCUGAUUUCAGGUGAAAGUACUAAUACAUAAUGCAGAAUCAACAUCAGUGUCUUGUUCUUGUACUUUUAAUGUUGAUAAUCAAUUAUUAUUCCUGUUCUUUGUGACCCAUAUCAGAAAUUGAUCAGAGAGAGCGCUUGAUUUUCCCAACUUCUUGUAUUUAUAUAUGAUGCCGAAUUAUCGGUCCGGAUGCAUCGGGACAUGAUUUGUAACUUAAUGCAGCCAUCGGUUUGAAUGGACACAUGGUUUGGUGAUCCAGACAGUUGAUCUGAUGGGGAUGCCUCAGAUGUCUCCAAGGGAUCAAUGGCUUGGAAAUGGAUGGUUAAGAAAGAAAUAUAACAACCCAAUGAUUCUCCACCC